This is a messenger RNA of Chionomys nivalis (European snow vole), 3229 nucleotides long. It is a transcript of the gene Ift22, whose product is annotated as intraflagellar transport 22. NCBI's taxonomy places the organism in Eukaryota, Metazoa, Chordata, Mammalia, Rodentia, Cricetidae. The transcript is spliced from 5 exons. Gene Ontology annotation, cellular component: endomembrane system. The coding region runs from base 112 to 669 and encodes 185 amino acids. Gene Ontology annotation, biological process: intracellular protein transport. Gene Ontology annotation, molecular function: GTPase activity. The record is from RefSeq and is a predicted model, not a curated record.
UCACCGUGGAAACCGAUCAGCCAAUCGGAGCGUGUGGCCCUUCUGGCUGACGCGGCGGGAUCCAGCGUGCAUUGGCGGUGGGCUUCCGCGGGUUCUGGAUAACGGACAGCGAUGCUGAAGGCCAAGAUUCUGUUCGUGGGGCCCUGCGAGAGUGGCAAGACAGUGUUGGCCAACUUUCUGACUGAAUCUUCAGACAUCACUGAAUACAACCCAACCCAAGGUGUGAGGAUCCUAGAGUUUGAGAACCCACAUGUCACCAGCAACAACAAAGGCACGGGCUGUGAAUUUGAGCUCUGGGACUGCGGUGGCGACUCGAAGUUUGAGUCCUGCUGGCCAGCCCUGAUGAAGGAUGCCCAUGGAGUGGUGAUUGUCUUCAAUGCUGAUAUCCCAAGCCACCUAAAGGAAAUCGAAAUGUGGUAUUCUUGCUUUGUCCAGCAGCAGUUCCUCCAAGACAGUCACUGCAUGCUCGUGGCCCACCACAAACCAGGCUCUGGAGGUGACAAGGGCAGCCUGGCUUUGUCUCCCCCCUUGAACAAGCUGAAGCUGGUGCACUCGAACCUGGAGGAAGAUCCCGAGGAGGUCCGAGUGGAAUUCAUCAAGUAUUUAAAAAGCAUCAUCAACUCCAUGUCGGAGAGCAGAGACCGCGAGGAGAUGCUCAUCAUCACCUAGUGGCCCUGUGCCACCACCUCCCAGACGAUGCUGACUUCCCCAGGCAGAGCUGACACCCCACCCAGCUGCUGACACGCCCUUCUCCCUGUGGCUAUAGACGCGUUCCUUAUCUGCUAAAAGGUGCCAGUAAGAGUCAGGCAUGGUGGCACAGGCCUGUGAUCUCAGCUUGUAGGAGGCUGAGGUAAGAGGGCUGAGAAUUCAAGGCCAGCCUGGGCAACAGGUGAAGCCCUUAUCACAACCCCUCUCCAGAAACAAGAAGUACCCUGCCUGUCUGUCUCAGCUGUCACACCAUAAACACAUCCUUCCAGCAACCUUCUUGGUGCUGUUUUCAGGUUGAGCUGUUUGUUGGUGGUUAAGGGAAUGAAAUGGCCAGGAGCAGAGAGAUGAUGUGAUCUCUGAUGUCCCUGACAGCAAAAAGGAUGUGGUGUUUCUUACAGAGAACCCAGCUAGAGCUGCUACUUCCGGACUUACAGACAACAGUGCUGUGGGCUAUAAAGGAAUCAACAGCAGGGACCAUUGAGAUGGCUCAGUGGAUGAGCGCGCUUGCCGCCAAGCCUUACAACCUGAGUUCAAUCCCCAGAUCCCACUUAAAGGUGGAAGGAGCGCUCCGCCCCAUUCAACCCCCCUCCACACACACACACACACACAACACAAUCGCACUAUAUAGAACUUUAAAAAGGAAUGGGCUGGAAAGACGGGUCGGUGGUUAGGAGCACUUGUUGCUAGUGCUGAGGACCUGAGUUUGGAUCCCACAUUGGGCAGCUAUGUCUGUAACUCUAGCUCCAGGAGAUCCAGCCUUUUUCUGGUCCCCAUGGGCACACACACACACACACACACACUCUCAGACUGUGUUAGCUACUUUUCCACCGCUGUGGUAACACACCAUGACCAGGGCAAUUCUAAGAAGAGUUUAUGUGGGCUUCAGGUUCCAGAGAGAUAGUAGUCCAUCAAGACAGGGAGGCAUGGCAGCAGGGACAGGAAACAGAGGCUCAUAUGGAACUGUAGACAUACACCAGAGAGAGCAGACAGUGAGUGGGCCCCCUAACCCACCUCUAGAAACAUAGUUCCUCAAGCAAGGCCACACCCCCUAGAACUCCCAAACAGUGCCACCAACUAGGAGGCAAGUAUUCAAAUGCCCAAGGCUAUGAGGGAAUCUCUUUCAGAACACCACACAAACACAAAUAUACACAAAUAAGUCUUUUUUUAAGGGAGGGGCUCGGCAAAGGACUGGGCCAGCUGUGGGGCUUCACAGUAGGGCAUGUGCUUGAGUCCCCCAGCGGAUUAGAAAUGGAUCACUGUUUAGCAUGUAGGAGACCUUCAGUUCCAUUUCUAGAAAAAGAAAAAACUCAACAAUACAAAGUGUCUUUGGUUUUUCGAGACAGGGUUUCUCUGUGGCUUUGGAGCCUGUCCUGGAACUAGCUCUUGUAGACCAGGCUGGUCUCGAACUCACAGAGAUUCACCUGCCUCUGCCUCCCAAGUGCUGGGAUUAAAGGCAUGCACCACCACCGCCCGGCUACAAGGUGUCUUUUUAAAGAAAUACAAGGGGUUAGGGAGAUGGCUCAGUUGGUAGAGCACUUGAACUUGCAAGCAUGAGGACCCAAGUUCAAUCCCCUAAUCGAGUGUAAAGAUGCUGGCAUUGUGGCAUGUACUGGGGAGCCAGAGCACUGCUGGCCAGCCAACCUAUUCUGUUCUGUGAGCUUCAAGCCCAUGAGAGACCCUGUCUCAAAUAGAAGGUGUGGGCUGAGUGAUCAAUCCACUUGCCACAUGAGCAGGUGGUGAGGACUGGGUUUAGAGUCUCGGAACUCAUAAAAGUCAGGCAAGUGUGACCGCUUGAUGUAAUCCCAGUAUGGGAGAAGCAAAGACAGGACCCCCCCCAGGGCAAACUGGCUGACUGGACAAGCUGGGAUCAACCAACUCUGGGUUCAGCUCAAGACCCUGACUUAGUAAGUAAAGUGGAUCAAGGAAGAUGUCUCUCAUCACCUUUGGGCUCUGAUGGCGCACGCACUCACACACACACACUGAGGCAUGUACACAGAAAAGUGGAUGUGCCUGAAGGACUGAUCACCAACGCUGUGCCCUGGACUUCACACCCAUGUGCACACACAUGCAUCAUACAAAGGAAACUGGUUAUCUUGGCACAUGCUUGUUGUAAUCACAGCUGGCAGGAAGUAGAAGCAGAAGAAUAGGGACUUCAAGGCUAACCUGGGCUACUUAGACUCUGGAUCAUUUCUAAACAAGCAGACACCGUGUGCAUGAGAUAGAUCACUGGUGAAAAUGUGACAGGCUAGCAGGAUUGGGUCCCAGCGUUCACCACGGUCACCAUUCUGGGUAACUUGAAGAAACGUUGUUCAUGUCGACAAGAAAAGGCUAGUGAGAUGGCCCAGCAGGUGAUGGCGUGUGCUGCCAAGCCUGGUGACCCGAAUUUGAUCUGCAGAAUCCAUACGGUGGCAGGAAAGAGCCAACUCCUGCAAACUGUCCUCUGACCUCCACAUGCACACCCCGCAGCACGCUUGCAAGUGUCCUCGGGCACACACAUAGUCACAGAAAAUAAAGUAUGAUU